Messenger RNA from Eruca vesicaria subsp. sativa (arugula), 1687 nucleotides. The record is from the annotation of a GenBank genome assembly. Lineage: Eukaryota; Viridiplantae; Streptophyta; Magnoliopsida; Brassicales; Brassicaceae.
AAAAUAUUCCAGAAGAAGAAACAUCAAAGAAAGCUUCAAACUUCCUUCUCUGUUUCCCUCCUUUCUUCUCCCCCACAACCAAUGUAAACCCUACAAAGAUCUCUCUAAAGAUCUCUUAACAAGAAGACAAUAAUUCGUGUUCUCUCUUCGUUUAUGUCCUCUCUUUAUUAACUCGAGCCCAAUAGUCUCCGUCUCUCAACUGAAAAUACAGAGGAAAAAAAAGUAGAAAGACAGAACAUUUGCUGGAGAACAGAGGUACAUAUAUACACACAUACACACACUCAUAUACAAGUAUCUGUGAACUAUAAUGGCCUCUGAGCUGAAACAAACUCUAACAAAGAGAUACGGUGCACUUGAACUAUGGGAGAUCAUAGUCAUUGCUCUCUUUGCAGCCUUCAUACUAAUCCUCUUCAUCUCAGUAUGGCUCAGCUUCCGUAAAAAAUCCAAAAGAUCCAACUUCACACAACUUCUCCCCUUAACCGAAACCCCUCGCCAUCAAGAUGAAAUCAAAGACAUAAGUGUUGAUCAUGUUUCAUCUAACAACAACAAUGGAACAACUCAUCAAACACUAGAUGGCAAGUUCAGCGAGAGAGACAUUGAGAAUGGUGAUAACUAUGAGAAAACAACAGCUGUUGUGUCUCCUAUAGAACCAACUCCUUCACCUCUCUCUGGUCUUCAAGAAGGUUCUCAAAUUGGUUGGGGUCAUUGGUUCACUCUCCGUGACCUUCAGCUCGCUACUAACCAUUUCUCAAAAGAGAAUAUCAUCGGUGAUGGUGGCUAUGGAGUUGUGUACCAUGGAACUUUAGCUAACAAGACCCCUGUGGCUGUCAAGAAGUUGCUCAACAAUCCAGGACAAGCUGAUAAAGACUUCAGAGUUGAAGUGGAAGCAAUAGGACAUGUCAGGCACAAGAACUUAGUUCGGCUUCUUGGUUAUUGCGUUGAAGGAACACAUAGGAUGCUUGUUUAUGAGUACAUGAACAAUGGGAACUUAGAGCAGUGGCUUCACGGUGACAUGAAUCACAAAGGGCAUCUCACUUGGGAGGCUAGAAUCAAAGUUCUUGUUGGCACUGCAAAAGCGCUGGCUUACCUUCAUGAAGCUAUUGAGCCGAAAGUGGUGCAUAGAGACAUAAAGUCAAGUAAUAUACUGAUGAAUGACACCUUUGAUGCUAAGUUAUCUGAUUUUGGUCUUGCUAAGUUGCUUGGAGCUGAUAAAAGUUAUGUGAGUACUCGAGUUAUGGGUACAUUUGGGUAUGUUGCACCUGAAUAUGCUAACUCUGGUCUCCUAAACGAGAAGAGUGACGUGUAUAGUUUUGGUGUUGUUCUAUUGGAAGCUGUUACUGGAAGGUAUCCAGUGGAUUAUGAACGGCCUAAAGAAGAGGUGCAUAUGGUGGAGUGGUUGAAGCUAAUGGUUCAGCAGAAACAGUUUGAACAAGUGGUGGAUAAAGAGCUUGAGAUCAAACCAACGACAAGUGAACUUAAAAUAGCGCUUUUGACAGCUUUGAGAUGUGUUGAUCCUGAUGCAGACAAGAGGCCAAAGAUGAGUCAAGUUGCUCGAAUGCUUGAAUCUGAUGAAUACCCUGUGAUGCCUAGAGAGGAACGAAGAAAAAGGAGAGGUCAGAACGCAGAGGUGCCUAAAGAAAGCAAAGAGACGAAUAAAGAUGAUACCAUAACAGAUGUAAAGAUAUGA